This is a messenger RNA of Trichoderma gamsii, 639 nucleotides long. Its product is annotated as FKBP-type peptidyl-prolyl cis-trans isomerase. Gene Ontology annotation, molecular function: peptidyl-prolyl cis-trans isomerase activity. Lineage: Eukaryota; Fungi; Ascomycota; Sordariomycetes; Hypocreales; Hypocreaceae. Gene Ontology annotation, biological process: protein peptidyl-prolyl isomerization. The record is from RefSeq and is a predicted model, not a curated record. Bases 1 to 639 code for a protein of 212 amino acids. The transcript has 4 exons.
AUGAAGGCAGCCCUGCUUCUCUCCGCCCUGGCCUCUUGCGCCAUUGGCGUCGUCGCCGCCGAGGACCUCAAGAUCGAUGUCACCCACGCCGUCGAGUGCGAGCGCAAGACCCAAAAGGGCGAUAAGCUGUCCAUGCACUACCGGGGCACUCUGCUCGAUUCCGGCAAGCAGUUUGAUGCCAGCUAUGACCGCAACCAGCCCUUCAGCUUCAAGUUGGGCGCCGGCCAGGUGAUCAAAGGAUGGGAUCAGGGUCUUCUCGACAUGUGCAUUGGGGAGAAGAGAACUCUCACGAUCCCCCCGGAGCUGGGCUACGGCCAGCGCAACAUGGGUCCUAUCCCAGCUGGUUCAACUUUGGGUAUGAUCUCCGUUCCCUCCAUCUACAUCCUUUUGCUUUUCCAAUUCAACCCCCACGCCGCAUCAGAUAUCAGACCACUAAUUGAUGUCAUAGUCUUUGAGACCGAGUUGUUGGCCAUCGAGGGCGUCAAGGCCCCCGAGAAGCCUGCCGCGAAGCCCACCGAAGAGUCAGUGGCCGAGAAUGUUGCCGAAAAGGUUGCCAGCGUCGCCGCCGAGGCUGCUGAUGCCGCCAAGACGAUUCUUUCCGACACUGAUGAUACGUCCGAGACUCACGAGGAGUUGUAA